UCCACGCGUUCACUCUACCAAUCGUCGAUGCUUAGAGUUGUGUAUUUAUCAGAUCUCAACCGUCCAACCUCACGAUACAAUUAAAUGAAUGAACUUUGAAGGAAGAAGAGAGGAGAGGAGGAUGAAGAUAGUGAGUUACAACGUGAAUGGCCUCAGACAACGAGUUUCUCAGUUCGAAUCCCUCCUGAAACUCCUCGAUUCCUUCGACGCCGAUAUCAUCUGCUUCCAGGAAACGAAGCUGAGGAGACAAGAACUAACAGCGGAUUUAACGAUAGCCCAAGGCUACGAAUCCUUCUUCUCGUGCACUCGCACGUGCGAGAAAGGUCGUACUGGUUACUCUGGUGUAGCAACGUUCUGCAGGGUAAAGUCAGCAACUUCAAGCUGUGAAGCUGCUUUGCCUGUUGCUGCUGAAGAAGGAUUCACUGGUCUUGUAAACGGAGGUGGGAAGAAGAAUGAUACUUCUUGUGUUAUUGCUCAAGGUCUUGAGGAGUAUGACAAAGAAGAGCUUCUUAGGAUUGACCAAGAGGGUCGUUGCGUUAUUACUGAUCACUCCCACUUUGUUGUUUUUAAUGUCUAUGGACCGCGAGCUGUAGCUGAUGAUGCUGAGAGGAUUGAGUUUAAGCAUCGCUUCUAUGAUGUUUUAGAGAGAAGGUGGGAAUGUCUUUUGCGUCAAGGAAGAAGGGUAUUUGUUGUUGGGGAUCUCAACAUUGCUCCUUUUGCUAUGGAUCGAUGUGAAGCUGGCCCUGAUUUCGAGAAAAACGAGUUCAGAAAAUGGUUUAGAUCUCUCCUAGUUGAACGUGGUGGCUCCUUCUCUGACGUUUUCAGAUCUAAACAUCCUGAAAGGAGAGAUGCAUUCACAUGUUGGUCUUCAAGUAGUGGAGCAGAACAGUUUAAUUACGGUUCGAGAAUUGAUCAUAUUUUAGUUGCUGGACCAUGCUUGCAUGAAGAAGGAGAUCAGCAGGGCCAUAGUUUUUUAGCUUGUCAUGUGAAGGAAUGUGACAUAUUAACAGAGUACAAGCGGUUUAAGAAUGAAACUGUGCCAACAAGGUGGAAAGGUGGAUUGGGUGUGAAACUAAAGGGAUCAGACCAUGUACCUGUAUUCACAAGUUUUGAUGAUUUGCCUGACAUCCCCCAACACAGCACACCGCCUUUAGCUUCGAGAUAUCUUCCCAUGAUUUACGGUUUUCAGCAAACUCUUGCGUCAGUGUUAAUGAAAAGACAAGCCAAUGAGCAAGCCAAAGCCAUUGAGGUAUCAUGUUCAUCAUCAAGUCAAAGUUGUGGAGAGAUCUCUACAGUACCACUCAGAAACUGCAGCUUGACGGGUACUUCACCUGAGGAAUCUUGCUCUUCGGAGAAAGAAUCCACUGUGAGAGUAACCACCACAUCUGGAGGCUCCACUAGUAACCUUAGUGAUAGAAUGUGUGUGUCAUCUGUGAGAGCUGAGGAUAUCUCUAGAGAUGGAAACAGGAAGAAAGUGAGGAGGAUCCAAUCUUCUUCUCAACAGCUUUCUCUAAAGUCCUUUUUCACUUCUAAAUCACCUUCAAAUUUUUCCUCAAGCCAGAGCUCCUCCCAAGGAGAGAGCAUCACAGAACCGACUGUUUCCGGCAAAGAAGACGAUGAACUUACUACUACUUCAUCACAGGAACAAGAUCAAAGCGGUUCAUCUACUAAACAGAAAAACGAUGCAGCAUUAAUGGAGUGGCAGAGAAUACAGAACCUUAUGCGAAACAGCAUACCUCUCUGCAAAGGACACAAAGAAGCUUGUGUAGCUCGGGUUGUAAAGAAACCAGGUCCCACAUUUGGACGCAGAUUCUACGUCUGCUCUCGUGCUGAGGGACCUUCCUCUAAUCCAGAAGCAAACUGUGGUUAUUUCAAAUGGGCUUCAUCCAAAUUCCGAGACAAGUGAUGGUUCAUGUGAAUGGUUAGUAAACUAAUAUUAUAGUACUUCAGGAAGAAGGUAUUUAAUCUAGUGAGCUCAGGUACACUGUAGCACCUCAAUGAUGUCGGUGUAUAGUUAAUGUUAUCUGUCUUGUGAGUUGAGUUGACCAAUGUCUAGAUUUGCUCUCGAUUUGGUUUUCUUGUCUCUAUCAAUGUAUCCCUCUUUUAAUGUGA
Messenger RNA from Raphanus sativus (radish), 2112 nucleotides. RefSeq names its product DNA-(apurinic or apyrimidinic site) endonuclease 2-like. Gene Ontology annotation, biological process: base-excision repair. Gene Ontology annotation, cellular component: nucleus. NCBI's taxonomy places the organism in Eukaryota, Viridiplantae, Streptophyta, Magnoliopsida, Brassicales, Brassicaceae. The transcript has 9 exons. The coding region runs from base 89 to 1906 and encodes 605 amino acids. Gene Ontology annotation, molecular function: phosphoric diester hydrolase activity; DNA-(apurinic or apyrimidinic site) endonuclease activity; double-stranded DNA 3'-5' DNA exonuclease activity. The record is from RefSeq and is a predicted model, not a curated record.